AUGUCUGAACACAAAAUCCAAAAAGGUCUCUUAUUUUUAAAAAAUCCUAAAGGUAAUUUCAAAUUAGUCGCGAAAAUGCCAUUAGACAAAAAAAUUGAAUUUUUAAAAACCAAGCUGACACCUGAAGAACUUGAUAAAGUUUUAAAAAAGUUUAAUGAAGGAGAAGAAUUCACCAAAUAUUUUGAGCCAACACAGGAUUUAGGCACUCCUUUAGAUCCACCUCAACAAAUUGCUACAAAAAGCAACUGGGGUUGGGUCAGAACCUUAGGAGCUGGAAUUAUUGGUGCAAUAGGAAGUGCGAUGAUACUUGUAAAGAUCAUUUAUAGUGAUUUAAUUUAAUAUAAAUUCUAGUAUUCUCCAAUUGAAAUAUAGAUUUUCUUUUAAAAUUAAAUAAAUAAUUUAAUAUAUUCCAGUAUAGAAUAAACGUGAAAACAAAAACAAAAAAAGUAAAGUUGGGCAGCUCGAACGAGUUAAUAGCUUUUCUACUUUUGAGCAGAGGAAAUAUGAGCUGGACAUGGCUUUAUUAGAAGGCCAAAGAAAUGAUAAUAAAAUAGAAAGGCUAAUUAACAAGCAUACAGAAGCAUUUGAAAAUUUAAGCAAGCAGAUUGCUUCCUUAAAGAAUUCUAUUGAGAAUCUUAAAGAUACACAGGAAAAGCUAUCACGAUUAUUUUUCUCAGAAAUAUUCGGCCAGUUAAUUUAUUACUAAUAAAUAAUUUACUAGCCUACUGACGUAAUAAUUUUAUUCAUAAACCUAUAUAAUAGCAAACUCAUUAAAUAAUUCAACCGAAAACUGCCAAGUUUUUAAUCAAUUUGUAUCACAAUUCAAUUCCCUUGACAAAACCUUAUCUGCGCUAAAUACAUUAAAAGUAAAAAAAAAUUAGUUUUAUUUCCAAAAUAUUUUAACAAGUCCAGCGAAUCCACAAAGAAAUAAGAUUAACAUGACAAAUGAAGACUAUAAGAAUAAUUUGUCCCCAAAUCGAAUGAUAAGACGACUUUUGGAAGUUUCUGGGUUUCAUCUGAAAGGGAUUUUUAUGGAAUUUGAUCCUACUCAGCUUAGUUCUUUGCAGUCAACUUUCACUUUAAUUCAAAAUGAAAUUGAUCAAUUAGAAAAAAAAUUAUUAUGAAAUAAUUAUUAAUAAAAUAUUUGCUAUAAAUUAUUUAUUAAUUUUUAAAGGGUUUUUGCUAUUAACAAUUAGAAAAUUCUGAAUUGACACCAGAAUCUUCAUCUGAUUUAAUUCAAGAAAAUAAUAAAUUUUAA
Molecule: messenger RNA, 1258 nt
Organism: Blepharisma stoltei
Lineage: Eukaryota; Ciliophora; Heterotrichea; Heterotrichida; Blepharismidae
Source: the annotation of a GenBank genome assembly